CGCGCGCGUAAGAUCCGCCGGUGUUGAUGAAGAGUGAGGAAGUGAGUAACUCGGUAGACGGCAAACAUGUCGGCUGCGCCGAAUCAACAAAGAGCUUUUGCUCAGAAGCUGAAUAAACAGGGAGCUGCCGAGGUCAGGAAGGCGGUUUCCUCUACAAUCUACUCGACCUCUGACCUCACAAGAUGUGCCAGUGGUCUCAAUCUCACUGUGCCCCUCACAGACGUAGUUGACCCCCCAGACUAUGAGGAGUUUGUUCUCCAGAAUUCCUGUACUGUUGAGCGCGAUCCCUUCAGGGAUCUUAUCUUGUACCCAGAGGAUGAUGUUGAUGUUCACAGCGUUCCUAGGAAAUGUCGGACUGUCAAUCCCAUCGUACCAGAACUCGGUCCAGACGCUGAUGAGUUUGUGUUUGACCUGGCCCGGCGGUACACUGCGGACUACACUGUUAUCACACGCCGCUAUCACCGCUACAGCUCCAGUGUGUGUAGUAAGGAGAAACUGACGGGACAGGAAGCCACUGUCCCGCAGGAGUACGAAGUCGACAUGGAGGAAGGACAAGAGGACGGGUCAGAGGAUGGUGUGAGUAAGCGGCAGUCUAUCCACAUGAAUUCUGUCCCCCGGGGCAGCUGGGCCAGCAGUAUCUUUGACCUGAAAUCCUCCCAGGGAGACCAGCUGCUCCCCCACCUGUUUGACCAGGUGUCAUACGAACAGAUCGACGCAGACAACAAGAAAUGUCGACAGGAGAAUCGGGAGGACACACUGUUCAGCCUGUUCCCAGGAGAAGAUGAGGAGGACCUGAUAGAGAGAAGACCACCCCCACCCUUCCCCCAGGAACACUUUGGUCACAGAAUCAUUGUUAAGUGUCUGCAACUCAAAAUGGAAUUGGAAUUUGAACCAUUGUUUGCUACAAUGGCUUUAUAUGACGCCAGAGAAAAGAAAAAGAUAUCUGAGAACUUUUACUUUGACGUGAAUCAAGAUGAGCAGAAGAAGAUGAUCAUGAUGCACAUCCACCAGGCUGACGUGUCGACCAUGAGUCGAGCCGCGUGUUUCAGUAUCACCUACCCCUCUCCUGACGUCUUCCUCGUCAUCAGGCUGGAAAAAGUGUUACAACAGGGAGAUAUAAGUGAAUGUGCAGAGCCUUACAUGAAAGAAGACAAGGCUAAAGAGGACCGUUUGAGGUCCAAUGCUGCCCAGUUUUGUGAUCGGCUUGGAAAGUACAGAAUGCCCUUUGCUUGGACUGCUAUCUAUUUAAUGAACAUUGUUACUGGGGCAACAGGAGGCCAGGAUUCAGAGAAAACUUGUGAACAAGAACCCUCAAGAUCUGCCAGUCUGGACAGGAGAUCUGUGUCAGGAGUGCCGGGUCAGUUUGACAGUUUCCGCAGAAGAAAUAAGGAAGAGUUUUCGUCCACCAGACGGGGGUCGAUGGAGCGGGGUCGUAGUGAACGCAGGGGACUGUACUCUGGAGAGGACUAUGGCCCGAGUCUGGACAACUUUAGACCGGUCACUCUGACUGUGUCCAGCUUCUUCAAGCAGGAAGGAGACAAACUGAGUGAUGAAGACCUGUAUAAAUUUCUGGCUGAUUUAAAACGACCUUCAAGUGUCCUCAAAAGAGUCAAGUGCAUCCCUGGUACAUUGAAGCUUGAUAUAUCUCCCUGCCCAGAAGAGCCCCGCUACAUGUUGACCCCAGAACUCUACAAAGUAGAGCCUUACCCAGACGACAAAACUCGACCCACGAGAGAGAUACUUGAGUUUCCUUCUCGUGAAAUUUACAACCCCAACACAACAUACAGGAAUCUGUUGUACCUCUAUCCAAGAAGUCUAAACUUUAGUAACAGACAGGGAUCUGCCAGAAACCUGGCGGUCAAAGUCCAGUUCAUGUCAGGCGAGGAGGAGGGGUGUGCUCUCAAGGCCAUAUUUGGGAAAUCAAACUGUCCAGAAUUGUCCAAAGAGGCAUACACUUCAGUGACCUACCACAAUAAAUCACCAGACUUCUACGAGGAGAUAAAGAUCAAACUCCCGGCUAAACUGACCGACGCCCACCACCUUCUGUUUACCUUCUACCACAUCAGCUGUCAGACCAAGAAAAACGAGUCAGGACCCGUCGAAGUUCCUGUGGGAUACACGUGGCUCCCUCUGUGUCGGGAAGGGAAGCUAAUGAUUGAUGACUUCUCCAUCCCUGUAUCCGUGGACAAACUGCCACCCAGCUACUCCAUUCUGUUCCCUGAUACAACCUUGCCUAAUAUGAAAUGGGUGGAUCACAAAGGGGUGUUUAACGUUAGUCUGAGAUCAGUAUCAUCUGUACACACACAGGAUGACAAGUUAGAAAAGUUCCUGUAUAAUUGUCGUAUGACCCUGGAACAGAAACUGCCUCCCAGGAAAACAGAGUCCUCAUUUGAGAAUGAUCUGAGACAGAGCAUACAGGAGGUCCCCAAGGCCCGGGGGGAGAAUCUGAUCCAGUUCCUACCCCUGAUACUGGACAGACUGCUGUACCUGAUGGUCAGACCCCCUAUACUGGGCGGACAGCAAGCUAGCAUUGGACAGCCAGCUUUUGAGGGGGUUAUUUUGGUCGUGAAGAGAGUUCAUGAGUUACUUUCUGAGAAGAAUGACCGCAAUGGCCGCAACCUGACCCUAGCUAGCUACAUCCACUACUCCUGUAGUCUGCCCCACCCCGGACCACUUCAUCACUGUUCUACAGAGCCAUCCUUGGGAUCUGGAUACAACACACUGGGUCGUCCGUCUUCACUUCCUGUCUCAAACAAAUCCUUCCAGAGGAGCACUAGUAACCCUGAUCUAAACGCACUCACCCCCACCUCACCAGACAACGAGAUAUCGGCCAUCCUAGGAGGCACCAAGUUCUUAGACAGGACAGGAAGCAUGAGAGCAGAUGAAUUUAACCAACCACAGAUGAUGAAAAACAGGGCCAAGAAGCUUGUCCAUGAGGAGCUUGUUCUACAGUGGUUGGUUCUCAGUGGACAGAACAGAGACCAUGCAUUCGCCCACUCCUGGUUCUUGUUUGAACUCAUUAUAAAAAGUAUGGCUGAACAUCUGAACAAAACCCAGAAGCUGGACGUUCCUCGUCAGAUGAGGUUCAAUGAUAAACCUUUUGUGGAGGAUAUUGAGGCCUUAAUGCACCUAGUCAACAAGGAAAUCACUGACAAGUACAUCAAGGAGCCACAGAUAAUUCGGAGUCUUAACACCAGUCUGGCCUUCUUCUUACAUGACCUUCUGAGCUUCAUGGAUCGAGGUUUUGUCUUCAAUCUCAUCGCCAAUUACUGUGGGGCGAUAGCAGAGAAGAUCCAGACUUUAUCCGACUCCACCACUCUGAUGUUACAUAGACUCGACUUUCUACGGAUUGUCUGCAGCCAUGAGCAUUACUUUCCUCUGAAUCUUCCGUUCGGGACGCCCCUGACUCCGACCUCUGGUAAAGCGGCCAGCCCCACCCCCAGUAUCCAGAGCACGAAUUCAAUGUCGUCCUACACUUCUACGUCGACGCUGACAGACCGUGGACAGUUCUACGAGCUCACACUACAGUUCAGACAGCAACACUUCCUGGUGGGGCUUAUUCUGUCUGAUCUCAAGGUGGCCCUGGAUACACAUAAUCCAAAUAUCCAUCAAAGAGCCAUCAAUGUCGUUCGUAAUUUACUGUACAACCAUGACCUUGACCUUCGUUACAUGGACGCGGAGAUGAAGGCUCGGUUAGCGGCCCUGUACAUGCCGAUUAUUGGGAUCGUGAUCGAGGCCCUCCCCCAGCUGAGUGACCCCGGUCUUGACCUUCGGAGACACACCUGUCCGGAGGAGGAGGAGGCAGAUAAGAUCAGUCACAGUGUGGCCCUGGAGAUAGCGGGGGCAUCUGUGUUUGCUGGGAGAGUCCAGGAAUACCCUGGUGGCCUGGAUGAACCAAAGAGCAAAAAGAGUCCCCUGACGACUGAGUGCACUCGUAAUUUAUUGAUCUGUUUCCUGUGGGUGAUAAAGAACGCAGACGAGACAGUUCUCCGUCAGUGGUGGAAUGAGCUCAAUGUGAAUGUACUCGCUCAGAUACUGGAUGUCCUGUACUUCUGCAUCUCAAACUUCGAGUACAAGCCCAAGUGGUUAAAGCCAUUCAGAUUAUCAGCACACCUCGCUGAAACCCUGUUUGAUGCCCCUCGCCCUAAGAGCGCUAGUCUGCCUCGAUCAUACGAGUUACUGUGGGAAGGCUUCCAGAGGAAAUCACAGGACUUGCUUCAGCGACAGAGAAGCAAAGAGGAUACACCACAGGGUAAGAAGAGCCUGGCCCAGUGUUCUAAACAGACGAUACAGAAGAGUGUGGACAUGAAAUCUCGCCUGGAGGAAGCCAUACUGGGGAAUCUGAACGCUCGAACAGAGAUGAUGAUGAGAAGACGACAAACAUCAUACAGUCAGAUGGUGGGGGACGGUGGUCAGAUGAACUCUCAGGGUGACAGACUCCUGAGGUGGAGAAAGGAUCAGAUCAAUUACAAACCAUCCAUGGACCAGAUGGAAAGGUAUUCUGUUAAAGACAGAUCAUGCGAUGUAGAGGCUCAUAUUGAGGGAAGUCUGGCCGCCGAGAUCACUAACGUUGUUGUAUUUCUGUUACAGAUAGCCAGAAACAUGGAGUAUGCCCCACUUAGAUAAAAAAACUUUAACACACAGAUAAAACUCUGCCCAAUAUUACUCUGUUUGCAUUUUAAUUGUUGCAUCAAUAUUAUUUCAAAUCUAUUCUUGACUAGAUAAUCAAAAUUACAAGUAUGUUAUAUCCAAUAUCAAGCAACUGAAAACUUGUCUGUAAACUUACAGAACUUUGCUCGAGUGAAGAUGCAGGUGACAAUGUCACUCAGUAAACUGGUGGGACAAAAUCAGAACUUUAGCGAGGAAUCUCUUCGACGAUCUCUGAAGACGAUUCUGACCUACGCCGAGGAAGACGCAGAUCUGGCCGAGACACCCUUUACAGAACAGGUUAAGGACCUAGUGUUCAACCUCCACAUGAUUCUGUCAGACACAGUGAAGAUGAAGGAAUUCCAGGAGGACCCUGAGAUGUUGUUAGAUCUAAUGUACCGCAUCGCCAAGGGUUACCAGAACUCCCCUGACCUCCGACUCACCUGGCUCCAGAACAUGGCCAGUAAACACAGCGAGAGGAACAACCAUGCAGAAGCUGCCCAUUGUUUGGUGCAUGCUGCUGGUCUGAUAGCUGAGUAUCUUUAUAUGAUAGAAGACAAACCCUAUCUACCUGUGGGGGCAGUGGACUUCCAGAAAAUCACGGUGAACGUUCUGGAGGAGAGUGCGGUGUCAGACGAUGUUGUCUCCCCUGAGGAGGGAGUGUGUACCGGGAAAUACUUCACAGAGAGUGGACUGGUGGGAAUACUAGAGGCUGCAGCCAUGGAGUUUAACAUGGCUGGGAUGUAUGAACAUGUCAAUGAAGUCUACAAGAUUCUGAUCCCAAUCCAUGAGUCAGCCAGAGAUUAUAAAAAGCUGAGUGCUAUACACAACAAGCUCCAUGAUGCCUUCAACAACAUCACAAGACAGGAGGGGAAGAGGAUGUUUGGGACGUACUUCAGGGUGGGAUUUUAUGGUCACAAGUUUGGAGAUCUGGAUGGAGAUGAGUUUGUUUACAAAGAGCCACCCAUCACCAAACUGCCAGAGGUCGCUCAUAGACUGGAGAACUUCUACAGUGACAGGUUUGGGGAGGGUGUGGUCCACAUCGUCAAAGACUCCAACCCUGUAGACAAAGAGAAUCUGGACCCAACUAAGGCCUACAUCCAGAUAACCUAUGUGGAGCCAUAUUUUGACCUGUAUGAAUACAGAACGAAAGUGACCUACUUUGAAAGAAAUAACAACAUCAAGAGGUUUGUUUUUGCUACACCCUUUACACAAGAUGGCCGUGCUCAUGGAGAAAUUCAUGAACAACACAAGAGGAAAACUAUUCUAACAACCAGUCACAUGUUUCCCUAUGUGAAAACGAGGCUUCAGGUCAUCAGCCAUGAUCAGGUCCUUUUGACCCCUAUUGAGGUGGCAAUAGAAGACAUACAGAAGAAGACGAAGGAGCUAGCUGUCGCCCUAGCUCAGGAACCACCCGACACCAAAAUACUACAGAUGGUGCUACAGGGCUGUAUAGGAACCACUGUCAAUCAGGGUCCAGUAGAGGUAGCUGUGGUGUUCCUGAAGGACAGCCCAGAAAAUAAAGCACAGGACGUCCGCCACAGAAACAAACUCCGUCUCUCCUUCAAGGAUUUCCUCAAAAAGUGCAGUGAUGCUCUUCAUAAGAAUAAAACCCUGAUUUCAAGUGAUCAGAAAGAAUAUCAGCGUGAGUUAGAACGAAACUACCACAAUGUCCGAGACAAACUGCUACCCUACAUCUCAUCUAACCUGGCCACUCUAAGAUCAAAGCACCACAGACGUGGGAACAAAGAUUCUCCCAGUAAACACAAAUCAUCUGGAUCCUCCAAAACCUAGUCUUAGACAGACCAGGCCAUAAUUUACACAGAACGAGAGUGAAUUACAGAAACUUCAUCGUAAAAAUGUUAACCAGGUGCUUAAUGGAAAGGUGUGCCCUGUACAA
This is a messenger RNA of Saccostrea cuccullata (small rock oyster), 6547 nucleotides long. RefSeq names its product dedicator of cytokinesis protein 7-like. Lineage: Eukaryota; Metazoa; Mollusca; Bivalvia; Ostreida; Ostreidae. The record is from RefSeq and is a predicted model, not a curated record. The transcript is spliced from 45 exons. Gene Ontology annotation, biological process: positive regulation of GTPase activity; small GTPase-mediated signal transduction. Gene Ontology annotation, molecular function: guanyl-nucleotide exchange factor activity.